Pocillopora verrucosa is the source of this 2628-nucleotide messenger RNA. RefSeq names its product arginine kinase-like. Gene Ontology annotation, biological process: phosphocreatine biosynthetic process. The record is from RefSeq and is a predicted model, not a curated record. Lineage: Eukaryota; Metazoa; Cnidaria; Anthozoa; Scleractinia; Pocilloporidae. Gene Ontology annotation, molecular function: creatine kinase activity.
UCGGUAAUCUAUGCUAAUGUAAGUUGAAGCGUCGUUUUUUCAACUCGUUAUGGGGCUUUUUCCUUCGAAAUCGAAAACAGCUGCUCAGGGAACUCUACAAACCCAGCAAGCUAGCGCGCCACAGAAUACUACUCCUUCGGUUGAACCUCAAAAUCAAACCCAGGCAAAUCAGGAGCCACAAACUGUUAAACAAUAUUCCAACGGCGACGACAUGACUUUGCCAAAUCAGCUUUCGAGUCCUGAUGCAAACCCCAAAAUGCUGAUGAAGAAGCACCUCACUCCAGAGGUGUACAAAGCUUUGAAGGAUAAAAAGACCGCCGGCGGUUUCACUUUGCACGAUCUGAUAAACUCUGGCUUGGUGAAUCUUGACUCUUCUACUGGCUGUUACGCUGGCGAUGAGGAAAGCUACACCCUGUUCGCGCCAUUACUGAAUCCUGUUAUUGAGGAGUACCACAGCCCUUACAAGUUGGCAGAUGGCCAUACAUCAGACAUGAACCCAGAUAAUGUUGAUGCACCAGACUUAGACCCUGAGGGAUCUUUCAUUCGGUCUACACGUAUACGUGUUGCCCGAAAUCUCAGUGGCUACCCACUAACACCCAAUUUAUCCAAAGAACAACGACUCGAGGUCGAAAAGAAGGUCGUCGGCGUCUUGACGUCUUUGACCGGUGAUCUCGCUGGAAAGUACUAUCCGCUGUCAGGAAUGGACGAGGAGACCCGCCAGCAGUUGGUGGAUGACCAUUUCUUGUUCAAGAAAGGCGAUCGCUUCCUAGAGGCGGCUGGCGUCAAUAAGGAAUGGCCUGAGGGACGAGGUAUCUUCCAUAAUGACAGCAAGACCUUCUUAGUCUGGGUGAACGAGGAGGAUCAACUUCGCAUAAUCAGCAUGGAGAUGGGUGGCGACAUCAAAUCCGUACUCACUCGCCUGUGUCUUGCUGUGAACGAGAUAGACAAGCAGCUGGGUUUCCAGCAGACUAAGCAGCAUGGGUAUCUGUCCUCGUGCCCAACUAAUUUGGGUACAGGAAUGCGCGCUAGUGUGCACGUGAAAAUCCCACAUGCCAGUAUACACCCAGACUUUAAGAAUAUUUGUGAUCAAUAUCAUAUUCAGCCUCGUGGAAUCCAUGGUGAACAUUCCGAGUCCACUGGAGCGGAUGCUGGUGUUUAUGACAUCAGUAACCGCCGGCGCUUAGGUCUGUCCGAGGUUCAAUGUGUUAAGGACAUGUAUGAAGGGGUGAAAAAGCUGCUGGAGAUCGAGAAAGAUGCUAUUGCUGAAAAGGAAGCCAUGUUCCCAGAAGCUCUCAACAAGCCCGAGGUAAAGUCUCUGCUGAAGAAGUAUCUUACUGAGGACACUUUUAAUGAGCUAAAGGAUAAGAAGACAGCUAGAGGCUGUACUCUUUGGAAUCAAAUCAACUCUGGUGUGGAGAACCUUGACUCUUCCACUGGCGUUUAUGCUUCAGAACAGGAAGCAUAUACCCUGUUUGGCAAAAUGUUCGACGCCAUCAUCGAAGACUAUCAUGCUCCCUACAAACUUUCAGACAAGCAUGUCACCGAUAUGAACCCAGACAAGGUUGAGGCUCCAGAUCUGGAUCCUGACCACAAGUUCAUCAGAUCCACGCGCAUCAGAGUAGCGCGAAAUCUCCAAGGCCACGGUUUGCCACCCAGUAUUCAUAACAAAGAGAGACUGGAAAUUGAAUCAAAGAUCGUAAAAGUUCUAACGUCCUUAACCGGAGAUCUAGCCGGAAAGUACUACCCUCUGACUGGAAUGACUGAAGAAACCAGGAGGAAGCUUGUGGAGGACCACUUCCUGUUCAAGAAGGGUGACCGCUUCUUGGAGUCCGCGGGCAUCAACAAGAUGUGGCCUCAAGGUCGAGGAAUCUUUCACAAUGACAACAAAACUUUCUUAGUAUGGGUGAACGAAGAGGACCACUUAAGGAUUAUCAGUAUGGAGAAAGGAAGCGAUAUCAAGUCAGUGUUUGAGCGCCUAUGCUUGGCUGUCAAUGAGCUGGACAAACAAAUUGGAUUUCAACACGACGAAUACCGUGGAAAUCUUUCCUCGUGUCCAACUAAUCUGGGCACAGGUAUGCGUGCUAGUGUGCACGUGAAAAUCCCGCACGCCAGUGAACAUCCCGAUUUUAAGAAGAUUUGUGACGAAUUCCACAUUCAGGCACGUGGAAUCCAUGGCGAACACUCCGUGUCUACCGGAGAAGAUGCUGGAGUUUUUGACAUCAGUAACCGCAGACGACUGGGUUUGUCGGAGGUGCAGUGUGUGCAGGACAUGUACAAUGGCGUCAAGAAACUUCUGGAGAUUGAGGAAGAAGCUCUUGCUAAGUCAUAAACGAAUCUAACUAAAUUCCAGUGUUAGACUUAAUGCAAAAGGGUCUCAAAAAUAAACGUGUGGGAAUUUUUCAUUCAAAAAGUGUUUAAUUCCAAAUUACUUUUCUUUGAAGUGUUUGAAGUGUUAGCAGGUUGGGCUUGUAAUUGUAAUUUUGCUAAAGAAGUGAUAGAUGAGUCUGAAACAGGUGUGAUUAUUGUGGCAGUUUCAGCUGUGGAUGUGGGUUUUCGAGUGACAAAUAUUUGAGGUCUGAUUAGUGACUAGCUUUUCAGGUUUAAAAUAAAGGUGAUGAUAUUGCUGUU